UACAGGGAUGACCAGAGACUGCAGACACAGUACAGGGAUGACCAGAGACUGCGGACACAGUACAGGGAUGACCAGAGACUGCGGACACGGUACAGGGAUGACCAGAGACUGCGGACACGUACAGGAGAUGACCAGAGACUGCGGACAUGGUACAGGAGAUGACCAGAGACUGCAGACACAGUACAGGGAUGACCAGAGACUGCAGACAGUACAGGGAUGACCAGAGACUGCAGACAUAGUACAGGGGAUGACCAGAGACUGCAGACACAGUACAGGAGAUGACCAGAGACUGCGGACAGUACAGGGGAUGACCAGAGACUGCGGACAG
Molecule: messenger RNA, 328 nt
Organism: Staurois parvus
Lineage: Eukaryota; Metazoa; Chordata; Amphibia; Anura; Ranidae
Source: the annotation of a GenBank genome assembly